This is a messenger RNA of Arvicola amphibius (Eurasian water vole), 1223 nucleotides long. RefSeq names its product methylthioribose-1-phosphate isomerase 1 (gene Mri1). The record is from RefSeq and is a predicted model, not a curated record. The transcript is spliced from 5 exons. Lineage: Eukaryota; Metazoa; Chordata; Mammalia; Rodentia; Cricetidae. Bases 60 to 1169 code for a protein of 369 amino acids. Gene Ontology annotation, molecular function: S-methyl-5-thioribose-1-phosphate isomerase activity.
GACGUGGCUCCGCCCCGCAGCCUGUGCGAGCUGCAGUGUGGCCCAAUGCGCCAGGCACCAUGCGUCUGGAAGCAAUUCGCUACUCGCCCGGGUCGCUGCAGAUCCUCGACCAGCUGCAGCUGCCUGAGCACUGCCGCUACGAGGCACUGGGUUCGGUGCAGCAGGCCAGGGAUGCCAUCCGCGCCAUGAAGGUGCGCGGCGCCCCCGCCAUCGCGCUGGUGGGCUGCCUCAGCCUGGCGGUGGAGUUGCGGGCUGGCGCCGGCGGUCCCGGACUUGCAGCUCUGGUGGCCUUCGUGCAAGAUCAGCUGCGCCUCCUCGUCGCCGCCAGGCCCACUGCUGUCAACAUGGCCCGUGCCGCCCGCGAUCUGGCUCGCGUGGCAGCUCGGGAGGCGGAGCGGGAAGGCGCCACCGAGGAGACGGUACGGGAAAGAGUCAUCCGCUUCGCCGAGGAUAUGUUGGAGAAGGACCUCAGAGAUAAUCGGAACAUCGGGGACUUGGGAGCCCGCCACCUCCUGGAGCACACCAACCCCAGGGGUGGCAAGGUGACCGUGCUGACCCACUGUAACACUGGCGCUCUGGCUACCGCUGGCUACGGUACAGCCCUAGGUGUGAUCCGCUCCCUACAUGAGAUGGGCCGAUUGGAGCAUACCUUCUGCACAGAGACCCGGCCCUACAACCAGGGAGCCCGGCUGACAGCCUUCGAGCUGGUGUAUGAGCAGAUCCCUGCUACUCUCAUCACGGACAGCAUGGCCGCCGCUGCCAUGGCACACCAGGGUGUAUCAGCUGUGGUAGUGGGAGCUGACCGUGUCGUUGCCAAUGGAGACACAGCCAACAAAAUAGGCACCUACCAGCUGGCCAUUGUCGCCAAGCACCACAGUAUCCCCUUCUACGUGGCUGCCCCCAGCUCAUCCUGUGACCUCCAUCUGGAGACUGGCAAGGAGAUUGUCAUAGAGGAGCGCCCUAGCCAGGAGCUGACUGACCUGAAUGGAAUCAGGAUUGCAGCACAGGGAAUCCGGGUUUGGAAUCCUGCCUUUGAUGUCACCCCCCAUGAACUCAUCACUGGUGGCAUCAUCACUGAGCUGGGUGUCUUUGCCCCUGAGGAGCUCCAAGCAGCCCUAAGUGCCUCCAUCUUCUCAGAGGGACAGACGCUAGAUAGUCCCCAGAUGUGACUCCCCGACCUUCCCUGGUUCCUCUGAUUUUGUAAUAAAGUUUUCAAAUGGCUA